Bombina bombina (fire-bellied toad) is the source of this 5120-nucleotide messenger RNA. RefSeq names its product NLR family CARD domain containing 3 (gene NLRC3). The coding region runs from base 1 to 3873 and encodes 1290 amino acids. Gene Ontology annotation, biological process: negative regulation of canonical NF-kappaB signal transduction; regulation of apoptotic process. Lineage: Eukaryota; Metazoa; Chordata; Amphibia; Anura; Bombinatoridae. The record is from RefSeq and is a predicted model, not a curated record. Gene Ontology annotation, molecular function: protein binding. Gene Ontology annotation, cellular component: cytosol. The transcript has 20 exons.
AUGUCUGGGGAGUAUGAUGUGGAAAGCAUGGGAGAAUUUGCAGGCCAGAGGCUGUGGUUUCAGGCGCUGAGAGAGGGCAUUUAUGAGCAGGCCGCAGGCCAAGGAGGAGCACAGCCGGGAGUAACCUUCAAUCUCCUUGGAUCCUUUGCCGUGCAGCGCCCCUGGGAGCUGGAGAGCAUGGAAUCGCAAGAAGUGGUGUAUCUCAUGGAGCCACAGAAUGCUUGGGUGCCGAUGCAGUACAGUCCAGGUGUUCAUGGCAAGGAAGAGUACAGCGCCCCUCUUGGAACUGCACCCUGGGUAGCGCUUGCUCUUUGGUGGCUACAUUCAUUGGUAACAAUAUAUGGAAUUGAAUUGAUUCAUUUUUCAAAUUCUGUGUUUGGGGGAAAUUCCUGGGUCACCCAUAAUCCUCCUCAUCACUGCUCUGAUAGUAACAGACAUGGCAGGAAGUCAGAGCAGGAAGAGGUGAGAUGCAGCCGAGCAGAAGAGAGGCGUUUAAACUGUGCACUGAGACCGAGGGAGAAGGUGAGCGAGAAACAGACAGAGGCAGAAUACCUGGUAACGGAACGUGUGAAAGAAAAGAGAAUCGACAACAGGCGCAAGGACAAUGGCAGUGAUUGUAACAGAGAGUGCAAAGAACAGGAGACCCAGACUGCUGUGACCUUAUUGAUAUCAGAUUAUGGAUUAGUUACCAAACCCAGCAUGGAUUACAAUGGUCAAAUUAGCCUUCUGCUCAAUAUCUGUAACUCUGUCACAGGUCUAUGGAUCCUCCGGUACAGGAGACAGCUUGGAUCCUGCAUCUGCCCUUCAUCAAUGCAGGAGAUCUGGAAGAUACUUCAAGAACUUCAGGUGCUGAAUGAUGAGGAGAAAGUGCGGUUACACGAAAUCAAAUCCUUGCCCCAGUGGGCAGAUGCCUUGCUGGACACCUUGGCAGCGAAGGGCAAAAAUUAUUUGCAGGCGCUUCAGAGCUGUAUAGAGAACAGCCGCUCUCACCUCUACCUGCAAAUGCGUUACUAUGAUCCUGUGGUCCUGAAGCAUUUGGAUGGUGUGGCCAUUAUAGACCAGUACUUUCUCUUGGCACCGUUAGGUUCUCUGCUGCUGGUGGAGGGACUAACUGAUGCACAGUUACAGGAACAUGACAUUGUGCAGUUGGAACUAGGCCAGGGAGGCAGGGGUAGCCCCAAGCGGUUGUCCUUGGAGAAGCUGUUACUGCCCCUGUCACAGGUCAGCCUGCCCCCACGUAUCACACUCACACUAGGUGUAGCAGGUGCUGGCAAAAGUACUCUGGUUAGGCUGUUUGUGGAGCGUUGGACUCGGGGAGAGGUUUGUCCAAGCAUCAGCUGUAUACUAGCCAUAAACCUUUGGGAGCUGAAUAUCUAUGACCGACUCUCUACUGAGCAGCUAGUGCGUCUGGCUUGCCCACGCUAUUCUGUCCCACUACCUGGAUCUCUUCUCAUACUAGAUGGACUAGAUGAGUUACGAGCUGCUCUGGAUUUUUCAGACUCUAUUGCCUGCACUGACCCACAGAGGGAACUUUCACCUGAGUGUUUGAUAACAAACAUCCUACGUGGAAACCUACUUCCUGACACUUGUGUUUGGGUGACUUCAAGACCAGGUGCUGCUGCCAAAAUACCGGGGGGGCUUGUGGAUAGGAUGACUGAGAUACCUGGUCUAGAGACGGAUGAGGUCAGGAGGUAUUUGGGUCAUCUUCUACCCAACAGCAGUAAUGUAGCUGAGCAGGUCUGGAGACACCUGCAGUGCCACCGUUCAUUGCAGUCCCUGUGCUCAGUGCCAACCUUAUGUAGAAUCAUCGGGCUAUCUCUUGGAUAUUUGCUUCAUAUUCAUGAGCCAACAUAUAUACCAACAACACUGUCUGCUAUUUUCUCCUGGUACCUGAGAGCCCAGCUUGGAGACAAAGAGGUUGCAGAGCAGUCUGGUAGUUCCAGGCGGACCCUUGGCAACUUAGGAAGACUAGCCUUUCAAGGCUUGCUCAGAAAGCGUUCAGUUUUUUAUGAGUCUGACUUGAAAUCAUGUGGGAUUGAUACUCCACUGACCCAGGGAAGUUUAUGUGCCCAUCUGCUGCUUCAACAGGAUUCUCCAAUGUGUUGUUCAUUUCGCUUUCCCCACCUCUCUAUGCAGGAGUUCUUAGCUGCUACUCACUACCAUUCUGCUGCCAAAAGAGCAAUCUUUGACCUCUUUGCUGAUGGAGGGAUGUCUUGGCCCAAGUUGGGUUUCCUGAACCAUUACAAGAGUACAGUUCAAAGGGCAAUGCAGCCUGAGGGAGGGCAGCUGCCAGUAUUUUUGCGCUUUGUGACUGGCCUCCUCUCUCCUCAGGUCUUAAGGGUACUGGCAGGGUGGCUUCCAGGUAAGGAAGAGCCAAGUGUACAUCGAGGGGCAGUUGUGGACCACCUGCAGUAUCUACUGAGCAUGGAGAGGACAGUCUCAUGCAGAGCAGUGAACCUAGUUUGCUGUUUGCAUGAGGUGGGACAUGUGGAACUGACUACAACGGUUGAAGAAGGACUAAAGAAUGGAACUCUGGGAGGAAAACUGAAUCCAUUGAGCUGCUGUGCCCUGGCAUACCUCCUGCGGGCAUCCCAGAGCUGUACCCAGGAAAUCAACCUUUCUCAGUGCCUAAACUACAGCCUUGUGCAGAGUCUCCUGCCACAGUUACAGUACUGCACCAACCUCAGGAUGGAUAACAACAACUUUCAGGAUGUCGUGAUGGAGCUCCUUGCCAGUGUGCUGCGGGCUAAAGACUGCGCCAUACAAAGCAUCAGCCUGGCAGAGAACCGUCUGAGCAACCGAGGGGCGAAGGUGCUGGGCCGAGCUCUGAUGGUGAACCAAUCGCUUUCUGUCCUGGACCUCCAUGGAAACUCUAUUGGACCUAGUGGUGCACGAGCCCUGGCAGAUGCUCUGCAGAACAAUCAAGUCUUGCUCAGUUUAAAUUUGCAGAAUAACGAGAUCAAGGCAGAGGGAACCCAUUUUCUGUCACAAUCUCUGCUAGUGAAUCGAAAGUUAAGGGUCUUAAAGUUGUCCAGUAAUUGUCUGGGGGACAGAGGAGCCACAUCUCUAGCCGAAGCUCUCCCUGAAAACUUGAGUCUUAAAACCUUGGAUCUGCAGAGCAAUUCCAUUAGCAACCGUGGAUUGAACUCCUUGACUAAAGGACUUAGUCAGAACCUUGGUUUGAAGCUUCUCAAUCUGCGGGAGAAUUCCAUCAGUAUAGAGGGUGCUCGUGCCCUGGCAGAGUCACUACGGAAAAACUCCACCCUGACACAUUUAGACCUGACUGCUAACUUACUGCAUGAUGAGGGGGCUGAGGCUCUUGCUGGGGCGCUGAAGGAGAAUCAGACCCUGGAGUCUCUACACCUCCAGUGGAACUUCUUGAGGGUGGGAUCUGCACGGUCCAUGGCUGAUGCUUUGCGGAUUAACAAGUCCUUAUGUUGCUUGGAUGUGCAGGAGAAUUCACUCGGGGAUGAGGGGAUGGCAGCGCUCUCAGACGCUCUCCAGGAGAAUUCAACACUCUCAGCUCUCUACCUCCAGGGAACAAUGAUUGGACCAUCCGGAGCGCAGUCACUUGCGGAGGCUUUGAUGGUCAACAGGAGUCUGACGAUGCUGGACUUACGAGGGAACAACAUUGGCUUGCGUGGAGCCAAAGCCUUGGCCGGAGCACUGAGGCAAAACACCAGUCUGCAGACCCUCAACUUGCAAGAAAACUCAAUAGGCCUGGAUGGUGCAAUAUGUUUAGCUAAUGCUGUCUCUGGAAACCGUUCCUUACUCUCACUCAGUCUGCAGGGGAACCAUAUUGGGCAGUCUGGUGCCAAAGUGAUCUCUGACACUAUCAAAAAUGUUGCUCCACACUGCAGAGUUGACAUAUAAGAAACUGGUGUGGACCACAGCGGAUUCAAAAUGAGACUUUCAUAGCUUCUACACAUGAGAGAAGAGGGUUUAUGCAUAUUGUAGCAUUACAUUAACCACAAUCAAAAUGGUACAUUGUACGUCACAGAAGUCAAACCACUGGGUCAUGUAAUCUACAAAUGAAAUAGCCCAACAAGGAAGGGUAUCCAGCAAGUAAUGCGGUCAUGUAUCAUGUGUUAAACACCAUAAACAAGAGAAGGAACAGGACAUAAGUAGCGCUUGUUUUCUCAUUACAAUGUAGUGACACCAGGCUGGUGAAUAAAGUGAUAAACAGGACAAAACUUAAACAAUUUACUGUGCUGGUGAUGGGAGUGGAUUACACAUAUUUCAGCCUCUACAGAAAAUAGCAAAUAUAGCGGAAAAUCAUCAAAAACAUUAUCUGGAAUUUCUGCUUGUUCUAUUGUUCUGCUCAUGGAAAGUAAUGGACCAAAAUUUUGAGAAGCGCUUUAAGGCUGCACCUUGUGGUCCAGAAGAAUAAAGUGGUAAUAUAUUACUCAAUUUCAUAAAGUUUAUAAGAGAUUUGUGUUUUUUUGUUCAAAACAGAAACCAAUACAAAAUUAGUAUCUUAAUGUACAGAAUACACAUUUCAGAAGAUUUACGUGGGGAGGUUACUCUAUAAAAAGUGUCACAUAUAGAAAAUGAAGGCAGCUACCAAGGAUCACCUUUUUAGGUGAAGAAUCAUUGUACUUUACUCCCUAUUACGUUACACAAAUAUAGUACAGAAAUUUACAAACAUAAGACCAGGAGAAACGUAGCUGUUGGUUCACAACUAUCUACAUAAUCAAUGAACAUGACCGCUCUAAAACAAAAAAUUAACUCAGUCUAUUGACCUUCACAUCUGUAUGAUAGUUUACAUAAAUGUAAUAUAUUACAUGAAGCAUAUUCAAAGAAGAGAAAAAAAAAAGUUGCUCAACAUAUCAGGGGUGCUGUUUUUGCGGAUAGACUUAUUUAAAUAACAUUAAAUUGAAGAAAAUGUUUUGGAGACGAGUGCCGUUGAAAUAUGUAUUAAAUAAUGAAAAAACAUACUACAGGACUAAUCUUUACUAUCCACUGGACAGGCUUGCAAGAUCACUGUCAAAUCGCCCAGCCACCUAUAUAAAAGGACACCAGAGUAGAGGCAGAACGUUUGUAACAUUACUCUAUAAGAACUGUACAUACAUUGUUUUCUGACACAAUCAAUAAAAUCAAUUUUCUUUUUUUAAUAAUAA